This is a messenger RNA of Vicia faba (fava bean), 1188 nucleotides long. NCBI's taxonomy places the organism in Eukaryota, Viridiplantae, Streptophyta, Magnoliopsida, Fabales, Fabaceae. The record is from the annotation of a GenBank genome assembly.
AUGGCAAAAUCUAUACCAAAAAUUGGUUCACGUAAAACUGGACGUAUUGGUUCGCGUAAGCAUCCUCGUAAAAUACCAAAGGGGGUUAUUUAUAUUCAAGCUAGUUUCAACAAUACCAUUGUGACUGUUACAGAUGUAAGAGGUCGGGUGAUUUCUUGGUCCUCCGCCGGUUCAUGUGGAUUCAAGGGUACACGAAGGGGGACACCAUUUGCCGCUCUAACCGCAGCGGGAAAUGCUAUUCAAACAGUAGUCGAUCAAGGCAUGCAACGAGCAGACGUCAUGAUAAAAGGUCCCGGUCUAGGAAGAGAGGCGGCAUUAAGAGCUAUUUCUGGAAGUCGGAUACGAACACUACAGUGGAAGUGUGUUGAAUCAAGGGUAGACAGUAAGCGUCUUUAUUAUGGACGCUUUAUUAUGUCUCCACUUAUGAAAGGUCAAGCAGAUACAAUAGGCAUUGCAAUGCGAAGAAUUUUGCUCGGAGAAAUAGAGGGAACAUGUAUCACACGUGCAAAAUCUGAGAAAAUACCACAUGAAUAUUCUACCAUAAUAGGUAUUCAAGAAUCAAUACAUGAAAUUUUAAUGAAUUUAAAAGAAGUUGUAUUGAGAAGUAAUCUGUAUGGAACUCGGGACGCGUCUAUUUGUUUCAAAGGUCCUGGAUAUGUAACUGCUCAAGACAUCAUUUUACCACCUUCGGUGGAAGUCAUUGAUAAUACACAACAUAUAGCUAACCUAACAGAACCUAUUAAUUUGUGUAUUGAAUUAGAAAUUGAUAGAAAGCGGGGAUAUCGUAUAAAAACACUAAACAACAUUCAAGAUGGAAGUUAUACUAUAGAUGCUGUAUUCAUGCCUGUUAGAAAUGCAAAUCAUAGUAUUCAUUCUUAUGUGAAUGGAAAUGAAAAACAAGAGAUACUAGUUCUCGAAAUAUGGACAAAUGGAAGUUUAACUCCUAAGGAAGCACUUUAUGAAGCCUCCCGGAAUUUGAUUGAUUUAUUUAUUCCUUUUUUACAUGCAGAAGAAGAAAACUUAAAUUUUGAAAACAAUCAACACAAAAUUACUUUGCCCCUUUUUACUUUUCAUGAUAGAUUGGAUAUGAUCGAGUCUGAUCAUAGAAAAGAUUAUCUUCAAGCGAACCGGACUAUCCUCUGUAGAGGACUGACGCGGUGGUUGGAACAAAGACACAUUUCAUUGUGA